AUGCCCACGCCCUAUCAACAGCAGCAGCAACACCAGCAGUACACUUCGAAAAAACAACAACAACAACAGCAGCAACAGGCAAACUUUAAUCCUCAGAAAGUGGCCUAUAGACCCCCGCAACAUUCUCCCAGAACUGCUAGCUCUACUUCCUUACAGUAUCAACAGCCCCAACAGCAUCAUCACCAUCCACAGCCUUCUCAGCAGCCCCCCCAACAACAGCCUGUUUAUCAAUAUCAGUCUGGACCAAACCCCGAUUACUUUCGUCAGCAACUGCGACAACAACUGCAACAGUCAAUACCUCAGCAACAGCAGUAUUCUCAACAGCAACCUAUGUACCAACUGCAACAACCGGUCUACCAGCUGAUACCCGCUCCACCUCCACCACAGCAACAGCAACACGUUCAGCCUUCUUAUUUGCAACUGCCGCAACUGGCACAGGUGAUGUAUAAUUCUCAUUCGCAGUCCCCCCAGGCAGCGGCUUCUCUUCAAUUGCAGUACCAAAAAUUUCCAACACAACAAUCCCGCUCUGGGUCAGGCACUAGUUCUCAACAAUUUGAACAGUUUCAGAGUUCCAGCACACAUGCGGUCAAUAAAAAGCCACCAUCUUCAAUGACUGGAUCCCCACCACGCACCAAGCCGUCUAACAGAUCAAAGGAGUCGAUACAAACAGAGUCAAAGAGCUCAUUGUCCAAGCAGAAAUUGGAAAUUGAGCUAAGAAGUGUUUUUGAGAAAGUUGAUGUCAAUAAAUCAGGAAGAAUAUCAGGUAAAGAGCUAUCAUAUGCUUUGUUAAACUUUGACCAUACGAGAUUUCGAGACUCAACAAUCAAAUUAAUGCUUAAUUUAUUCACAAACAAACAUGAUCCAACUGCUUCAGCAUCCUCCUCCACAUCGUCAUACAAUUCUAACAAGUCCCUCAAUUUCGAACAGUUUGUUUCUUUAUGGAAAUACUUGUCAGCAUACAAAAAGCUUUUUGUCCAAGCAGACGCAAACAAGUCGGGUGAUAUUUCAUUUGGUGAAUUUCAAAAAAUUUUAGAGCAAAUUGGUUACAAAUUAGAUAUUGACUUGGUUCUACAUUUGUUUUCCAAAUACAGCAUCCAUGAAGAAGGUGAAGUGGGAAGAUUAAAGUUUGACUCGUUUGUCGAAUUACUAGUAUAUUUACGAAAGCUAACGGACAUUUUCAAAAAGUAUGAUAAAAACCUCUCAGGUACUGCGACAAUUGAGUUUUCAGAUUUCCUAUUUGAAAUAAGUAACAUGUCUUGA
Messenger RNA from Lodderomyces oxycetoniae, 1260 nucleotides. RefSeq lists its product as uncharacterized. Gene Ontology annotation, molecular function: calcium ion binding. The transcript has a single exon. The record is from RefSeq and is a predicted model, not a curated record. NCBI's taxonomy places the organism in Eukaryota, Fungi, Ascomycota, Pichiomycetes, Serinales, Debaryomycetaceae. The coding region runs from base 1 to 1260 and encodes 419 amino acids.